ACUGGCCUGAAGAGGAGAUUUUUGAAAUAAAAUACCAGCAGAAAUCCUUUCAUACACCUUUAGUAGUCUGUGAUACACUGGGGGAGAAGAAGGGGGGGCAAAAAAACCCAAUGCUGCUUUAGAUCUAAUUAGAAUGUAGUUAAAAUGAUUCGUUUAAACAUGUCUACGUUCUCUUGUUAGGACAGGAGGUUUGUUUGUGCAAACAUCUUUGCAUGUAUAUCAUGCAUGAAGCUUUAUUGAUACUGAGCAGUUUGUGCCAACGGGGCUGUAGAUUGGGGCACUUUCCAGCCUUGUGCACCUUCUUCAGGCUAAACCUGAAUUACGCCUUUGAUUUGUUAAAAUGACUUCAUCAGAUAACGAUGAGGCCGGGAGUGAUGUAUCAGAAUCUUUGGAAGUCCCCAAUUUCCCAAGCCAUUAUGGCGACUCGGGGAGUUACUACAAAUCCAAAAGUUUACCAGUCCUCAACGGAGGCUGUCCCGCAGCUGACAAGGCUUUGGAACCAAAACUUCCAUCUACAUUAACUUCAAUCCAUACAGACCGAGUUGUAUUUACUGGCUUGCAGGGAAAAAGUGACUCGAGCCAGCUGGACUCUCCAACCCAAACCGACUUCUCACCUUCUAGCAUGUCCAGCAUGGUGGGUCUAAGCAGCUCUACGAGACCUGACAACAACAGGGCUGGAGGCAAAAAAAUAGGUUUCCCUUUAGCAAGGAUUGUGGGGUUCCCAGCGAGGCAGUACGUCAGGGUGAUUCUGGCGGACUCGAGGUGUUUCCUGUUCUGUAUGUGCUACCUGACAUUCAUCCAGUCACUCAUGGUUUCAGGUUACCUGAGCAGUGUGAUCACCACCAUUGAGAAGCGGUACAGCUUGAGGAGCUCUGAGUCAGGACUGUUGGUGAGCUGCUUCGAUAUUGGAAGCCUGCUUGUUGUGGUCUUCAUUAGCUAUUUUGGGGGUCGGGGGCAAAGGCCGCGCUGGUUGGCCGUCGGUGGGAUUUUCAUAGCCGUAGGAGCGGCUUUGUUCUCCCUUCCCCACUUCAUCUCGCCCCCGUACCAGAUCCAAGAAGUGAACUCCUCUACAGGAAACGAGGGUCUCUGCUUGAACGGAAAUGCCAGCAGUCGAGACAGCUUGGGCAUUGCAUCAUGCCCACGGGACCAGGAGGGAAAAGAGCAUUCUAUCUACGUAGCACUCUUCAUCUGCGCCCAGAUUCUGGUGGGAAUGGGUUCCACACCUAUUUACACUCUCGGCCCAACCUACCUGGAUGACAACGUGAAGAAGGAGAAUGCCUCACUUUACCUAGCUAUCAUGUACGUGAUGGGCGCUCUGGGUCCUGCGGCUGGGUAUCUCCUAGGAGGAGUCCUCAUAGGCUUUUAUGUGGAUCCCAAAACCAUAGUUAAUAUUGACCAGAGUGACCCACGCUUUGUAGGCAACUGGUGGAGCGGCUUUUUGCUGUGUGCCAUCGCCAUGCUGCUUGUCAUUUUCCCCAUGUUCACCUUCCCCAAGAAACUACCCCCUCGCCACAAAAAGAAGAAGAAAAAGCUUGGGACUGACGAUGACACGGCCAGCGAGGAUUACGUCAUGAAGGAGAAAUCCAACAGCAAAGGUCAAACGGUGACCUCUUCCAUGGGCUUUGGGAAGGACAUCAAAGAGCUCCCCAGGGCAGCCGUGAGGAUCCUGAGCAACAUGACCUUCCUGUUUGUGAGUCUCUCUUACACAGCCGAAAGUGCCAUCGUCACCGCUUUCAUCACCUUCAUCCCCAAAUUCAUCGAGUCACAGUUCGGGAUCCCUGCCUCCAACGCCAGCAUCUACACAGGAGUGAUUAUUGUACCCAGUGCUGGCGUGGGCAUCGUAUUGGGCGGCUACAUCAUCAAGAAGCUGAAGCUCAGCGCUCGUGAGUCGGCCAAGCUGGCGAUGAUCUGCAGCGGAGUAUCGCUGCUGUGCUUUUCCACACUCUUCAUCGUGGGUUGUGAGAGCAUCAACCUGGGGGGCAUCAACAUCCCAUACACCACAGGGCCGACUCUGACGCUGACUCACAGGAACCUGACAGGCAGCUGCAACGUGAACUGUGGCUGUAAGAUAAACGAGUAUGCACCAGUCUGCGGCUCUGACGGCAUCACCUACUUCAACCCCUGUCUGGCAGGCUGCAGCACGGUCGGCAACGACAGCACUGGGAUCAGAAACUACACAGACUGUGCGUGUGUACAGAGCAGGCAGGUCAUCACUCCUCCCACCGGUGGCCAAGGUAGUCAGCUCCAGCUGGUCAUCGUGAAGACCUACCUGAACGAGAACGGUUUCGCCGUGUCUGGGAAGUGCGACCGCACCUGCAACACACUCAUCCCCUUCCUCGUCUUCCUCUUCAUCGUCACACUCAUAACUGCUUGUGCGCAGCCCUCCGCCAUCAUCGUCACUCUCAGGUCAGUAGAGGAGCAGGAAAGACCGUUCGCUUUAGGAAUGCAGUUCGUGUUGCUGAGAACGCUCGCCUACAUCCCUACGCCCAUCUACUUCGGCGCUGUGAUCGACACCACGUGCAUGCUGUGGCAGCAGGACUGCGGCGUGCACGGCUCGUGCUGGGAGUACGACGUCACCUCGUUCCGCUUCGUCUACUUCGGUCUGGCCGCCAGCCUCAAGUUCGUCGGCUUCGUCUUCAUCUUCCUCACCUGGUACUCCAUCAAAUGCAAGGAGGAUCGGCUGGAGCGCCGGCGCCCGAGCCUGCCUCCGCUCAGCACGGUGAGUGAGUUCGUGUGUCAGGUGGGUGCCCGCAAGUGCCACGCACGUACUCGCUCAUGCCCGGCUUUUACGCUCGAUCCAGCACCGCUUCACCAUGGCCACAGCAGCCAGAGCUGCCCAGGAAAUGCGCUCAAAGCAAUAACGCCCCCGGUGCGCCCUGUACAGGAGGUCCACGCCCAUGUCUGAAGUCUAACUCCAUCCUCUCCACGUGCCUUCCUUGAUUGGGCGCAAACCUUUUCCAAGUUCAGCUGACGCCCUGCUGAGUAUCACAGCUGUUUUUAAGGUUCUCAUCAGCGCAUACCUUAAGGAAAAACAAAACAAACAAUUGUACGUACUUGUUGAAGUGUGCAUUUGGACAUUGUAAAAGACAUCACAUGGUGCUAAGUGGGUUUUUCGGGGUGGGGAUCAUUUCCUGUUCAGUAUCAUGUCUCGGAUAUCAAGAUGACGAUCAAAACUUCACCACAAGCACAACUGAGAAUCUGUUCUAUGCAAGCUCUGCCGCUACGCCCCUCUGUGUAUCACGAUCUAUUGUGUAUCUGAAUUCAACACGAGAGGCGACCAUAUCUCCCAUCUUCGCUGCAUUUCUCUCUCCUGCUGUCUCUCUGUCUUUCAUAUUUUGCUGCCAAGUCCGUUUGGACAUCAGGUCAGUGUGGAAGGAAGAGCGGUUGUCUAGGUUGGUGGAAUUUUCUGGAACUUUCCAGCACCGUGGCCCCUCAGGGUUCAGUACUGUGGCCCAUUAAAGUUCUACUGAAACAUGAGCAAGGAUCAGAGAGAACUCUUAGCAUUCCUCCUCAUCCUCCCUAGAGUGAUCAGUAUAGCUGUAAGUCCAGAAUAAGAUCCACAUGUAAAACUAAACGUCCCUUGAGCUCAGUGAGAUGUGCUGCUCGGUUCCUCCACAUGUAACUGUCUCUGCUUUUAAUGUCUGAUCUGAUGGGGCAUGGUUCAAUCCCAGCAGGCCUGGCCAUUGCUCUCACGCUGCUCCUCUUUCUCUUAUAGCUGACUGAAAUCAGCCUGAGCACUUCAGCGCUUUAGCAAUAGUGCUACUAAACCGGUGGCAGCACAUGCAGAGUAUUUUGAUACUAAUGACCCAUUUUGAUGGUAUUAAUAUAUCCUCAGAUGAUUAUAGGCAUCACUACGUCUAGUUACUAGUAGUAGGUGUAGAUUUGCGGUUCUCAUCAAUGCAGUUAGAUCAUUUCAAGAGGGCAAUAUGUGAAACUAAUCUCUAUAACAAGCCAACAGGUAUUACAGUAAACGCCUAUGAAGAGUCUAAACCUCUCGCCUCUGAUGCUGCAUCUUUUUUUUUUUUUUUUUUUCCUUUUGUAUAAUAGUGUUGUUCGUUUGGCGUUUUAUUUGGGAUGGGAGGCACAGCAUGCAGGAAAUGAAACCUGUCCAGAUAUAAAUGUACAUUUCAUCGAUGUAAUGGCAAAAAUGGAAUCUCUACAUCUUCUUACUGUAUACUUGUGUUUUACUACUAAGAGGUUAUGAAUUACAAUUUUGGCCAGUUCUACUGCGUUUUUAUGAAACCAUUGUUUGAGUAUAAUAUUGUGAAGAAAGAUUAAAAAAAUAAUAAUUAUUAAAACAGUAUUCUCAUCAAGUCCUGAACUUGGAUCUUCACUUGCUGUUCAGUCUUCAGUUUCAUUCACUGUACUAGAGAUAUUUAAAAGUGGAUUCGUCCUUAUUAUUGUUUC
This is a messenger RNA of Neoarius graeffei (lesser salmon catfish), 4407 nucleotides long. RefSeq names its product solute carrier organic anion transporter family member 5A1. Gene Ontology annotation, cellular component: membrane. The record is from RefSeq and is a predicted model, not a curated record. The coding region runs from base 341 to 2905 and encodes 854 amino acids. NCBI's taxonomy places the organism in Eukaryota, Metazoa, Chordata, Actinopteri, Siluriformes, Ariidae. The transcript is spliced from 9 exons. Gene Ontology annotation, molecular function: protein binding. Gene Ontology annotation, biological process: sodium-independent organic anion transport; transmembrane transport.